AUGUUACAUGCCGGAAACGAUCGCAAACCCCUGGAGUGGAUCAGAGCCUUAAGAGAUCGAGGUUUCGAGAAUGCGACCUCACAAACCAGAACCUGGAAUGGAAGCGGAACCAUUUGGCGGAUUGGCUGUCGAGACUUGGAGCUGGUGAACCUCCGACUGCGUCUGAAUGAGGUUGGCAUAAUUACUUGGAAUGCUAUUGAUUCGGAAUUUGUGAUAUCCUGUGAUACAUCGCGUGGUGAGAUAUCGUCGGUCCAAGCGAUCCUGCUCAGUUAUCCUGUUGCUAUUUGUCGUGGUGCAUGUGAACCGAGUGAACAAGAUGCCUCGUCGCUGGUGGAUCCGAUUGAAACAAUCACCGGUUCAACACCCGAAAUAGCUGACGUUUUCCAUGCGUAUCAAAUCGUGCGUAAAAACAACGUUCCAGCGGAGAAUAUAAUUACCUUCGCCUAUGACGAUAUUGCAAACAAUCCCAGAAAUCCGUUUAAAGGCAAAGUGUUCCAUGACUACACGCACGAAGAUAUUUACCAGGGUGUGGAAAUUGACUAUCGUGGAAAAGAUGUCACACGAGAUAACUUCGUGAAAGUUUUGAAAGGCGACGAGAAACUUGCAGCGAAUAAGAAGAAGGUGCUGAAAAGUGGUCCUGAUGACAACGUGUUCAUCUUCUACUCUGGGCAUGGCUUGGUUUCCAGUAUGUCCUUGUUGGCAGAAGAGCUGCAUGCAGUGGAGUUGAACGAUAUCCUCGCCCAUAUUCAUUCAAAAAAAAAGUACAACAAAUUGGUACUGUACAUGGCGGCUUGCUUCGCUGGAUCUAUGUUCCGAGAUAUUCUUCCUCCAAAUAUGGGAAUCUACGUGACAACAGCAUCCAAGGAAGAUGAACUAUCCUGGUCUAUUUUUUGUGAGGACAAGGAUUUUGAUAUUUGUCUAGCGAGCGAAUACGCGUACGUUUGGAUCAGAGAUUCGGAAUACCAUGACUUGAAAACGCGUACACUGGAUCAACAGUACGAGGAGGUAAAAAAAAAGACAGCAUAUAGUCACGUGAUGAAGUACGGUGAGAUGGCGAUAGGAAGUCUCCCAGUUGGAAAAUUCCAAGGACAUUUUGAUCUUUAUAUGCACCGGAAUGACGGGACACUACCAGCGAAUGCUGUAGAUAGAAAACCCUCUUUGGAGGCGCACUUGUUCUCAAAGUCCCGACGGGUUAUGGAGGCCACAACGGACCAAGAUCACCAAACCGCUUGGCGGAAGCUGCGCCGUGCAAUUCAGCGGUCGUUUCAUGGUGCUACCCAAAAAUCCAACGUGGUUCGUUUUGAUGUGCUAGAAGCCUACUAUAGUCUACCUAUACUACCCCAUAACCACUCUUCCCGCUUGCUUCAGCUUGGCCAUAUCGUCAAGGAAACGUUUCGCGACAUCGUCAGGGACGUGAAGUCCCACCAUAAGCCAAAUCUGAAGGGCUUGUCCAAAAGGGAUGAGCUCAUGUGUUUUCAGGCAGUAUUAGAUCAAUUCCGGACGCACUGCUUCACAAUUCAGCAGUUGGACUGGGCCGCCGCGAACGACGACCUUGCAUUGGAAAUCUACACGUCGGCCGACCUCCUGGAGGCUAAGAGGCGGUUCAAGACAACCAGGAUGGUAGCUGGAUCUGCUCCCUCCCUGUUCUUUGCCGACAAUCAGCACACGUUGGGUCCCGAUUUGCGGGCCUGUACCUGGUGUCACGCAACCAGUCGCUUUCCGACCAGUUCGUCAAAAAUGUGCGCCUGGUACCCAAUUGCAGUUGGCAGUGGCAAAUGA
This is a messenger RNA of Opisthorchis viverrini, 1779 nucleotides long. RefSeq lists its product as hypothetical. The transcript has 13 exons. The record is from RefSeq and is a predicted model, not a curated record. Gene Ontology annotation, molecular function: cysteine-type endopeptidase activity. Gene Ontology annotation, biological process: vacuolar protein processing. Lineage: Eukaryota; Metazoa; Platyhelminthes; Trematoda; Opisthorchiida; Opisthorchiidae. Bases 1 to 1779 code for a protein of 592 amino acids.